Mycena indigotica is the source of this 1236-nucleotide messenger RNA. RefSeq lists its product as uncharacterized. The record is from RefSeq and is a predicted model, not a curated record. NCBI's taxonomy places the organism in Eukaryota, Fungi, Basidiomycota, Agaricomycetes, Agaricales, Mycenaceae. Bases 1 to 1236 code for a protein of 411 amino acids. The transcript has a single exon.
AUGACCGACGACGUCUUCCUCACCUCCCCGCGAAAAGCGCCAGCGCAUCGCCGCUCCGCGACCGCGCUGCGGGCGGCAGAUUCGCAGUCAGGCGGGUUUUCUCUGGCGCAUGAAUUGGCGGUGGCGAUGAUGCCCGAGCCCAGUUCCGGGUCGAAGCUGCUCGCGGAGGAGUUUGGAAUCGAGUUUGACGAGGGGGCAGAGGGUAUUGACGGGGAUGGGGUGCCGCAAAGUGCCGCCACAGAGGAGGGCGGGGCAGAGGCAAUUGGGGAUGACUCGUUUGUGGAAGAGCAGCAACCAGAGUUUGGGGCGGCAGAGGACACACAGUUGGACGUGUCGUUUGGGUCGCCAAUGGCGAGGAAGCAGCCCGAGCAGGAUGCUAUAGAGAUCCUCGCCCAGAAUCUGGAGUCGACAGACAAAUUCCUUUCACAUCUCCGCCAUCUGGAUGUAGACGCCUCGGCCUCCCCUGUAUCGACACAACCUGCCUUAGAGAAACUCGCCUCAGAUGUGAUUCGACGGAUCAAUGAGACCGCCAGAGACCGUGAAGGGCAACUGCGCGAAUUGCUGGAGUAUGACCGCGAGUUUCGACGGAUUGCGGGGGAGGUUGGUGGGCAGGACGUACUUGGCCGGCUGGAAGAGCUGCCAUCGACGGAGGACAGCGAGCCAGAACCGUCCUCUGCUUUCAAACUGGGAGCAAUACCAGAAGACGAACCGACAAGCGCCUCGCCCACACGACCCACCCACUUACGGGCAAUGUCGCAAGAGUGGGAAACAGACCCCGAUGCCGAUAUGGACCCCGCUUUCGCACAACAUAACGACGAGCCGGAUGAUGACGACGAAGUCAAUGCCCCCGCCUCACCCACCCCUGGCCACACAUCGUUUGCCCCUCCAUCCCGAACUCAAGCGCCUCCUUCUGCUGCAGCCCAGCUUUCUGAGCUUCGCGGUCUAACAACCUCACUUGUGGCCUCUCUUACAAGUGUCUCUGAACACGCACAAGUCAACGGUGCGGCAACUGCCGAUGCAGGUCGGAAGCUUCGCGCAUUGCGAAACCGCCUGGGCGGCUGGAGGACAGAAUGGGAGGGUGCUGAACGGAGCCGGGUCAAGAUCGAGCGAUGGGAGAUGGAAGAGGGCGGGAAGCGGGUCGAUGGCCGGGAGGUGGUAAAAGACCACCUGUCUGCGUUUGAACGCGCGUUGGCCGACGCGGCCGUGAAAACUCAAGCGAUAAUGGCGGCUUCGUAG